AUGGCGAAAACAAUUGCUGUUCUAGGAGCUACAGGAAACCAAGGCGGUGCUGUAGCAUCCUUCUUCAACGCGCAAGGCUGGAUUGUCCAAGGCAUAUCUCGCUCGGCCAGCAGCGCUUCCUCCAAAGCUUUGAUCUCGAAGGGGAUUUCCGUGAUCGAAGCUGAUGUAGACGACUUCACGACCCUUGUCUCAGCGUUCAAAGGCGCGCAUGUGAUCUUCGCUGUAACGGACUUUUGGGCACCUUUCUUCGAAGCAUAUCCUGAACUUUCUAAAGUCUCGGACCGAGCAACGGGCGAACAUGCGCUUACUAUCGAAGUCCGUCGAGGCAAAACCAUCGUCGAUGCUGCCACGAAAGUGCUGGAAGAAGAAGGUAUUCUCGAGAGAUUUAUAUUUAGUACUCUGCCAAGUUUCAAAGAGCAGAGCAGAGGGAAGUAUACAUAUGCGUAUCACUUUGAUGCCAAAGCCAUUGUAUCAGAGUAUCUGAAGGAACAAAAAGCUCUGUGGGAGAAAAGUAGUUUGUUGAACAUGGGAUUUUAUACAACGAAUCUGGUUAAAAUGGGCAGUCUUAUGGGUGCAAACAAGGAUACUAACGGAAGUAAAAUUAUCUGGCGUCGGACUGGGACCAAUGAAGCUGUGCAUCCUUUUGUCGUCCCUGAUGAUGCCGGAAUCUUUGCAGAUCUGUUGGUUAGAUCGCCCCCCAAGCAAGACCUUUUGGGCGUGAGUGAAAUGGCUAGUUAUGCCACAUUUAUGAAUAUUUGGAGUGAGGUCACUGGUGUACCAAGUGAGGUUGAGCAAGGCACAGAGGAUGAGGCAGACAAAGCUAUACCAGGUGGGCUUGGAAGAGAGGCUGCCGAGAGUACUAGCACGAGUGCUGAGUUCGGAUGGGGCAAGCAUUUGGUUUUGCCUAAGGAUCUUGACCCAAAGGUGAAGACGACAAGCUUGAGGAGCUACUUCGAGAACGAGGACUGGAAACCCUUUCUGGAGAAUGCUUAA
Lachnellula hyalina is the source of this 993-nucleotide messenger RNA. Its product is annotated as NmrA-like family domain-containing protein. The record is from RefSeq and is a predicted model, not a curated record. The coding region runs from base 1 to 993 and encodes 330 amino acids. Lineage: Eukaryota; Fungi; Ascomycota; Leotiomycetes; Helotiales; Lachnaceae. The transcript has 4 exons.